Molecule: messenger RNA, 1517 nt
Organism: Sinocyclocheilus grahami
Lineage: Eukaryota; Metazoa; Chordata; Actinopteri; Cypriniformes; Cyprinidae
Product: C-C chemokine receptor type 7-like
Exons: 3
Coding region: 58-1182 (374 amino acids)
Biological process (GO): positive regulation of cytosolic calcium ion concentration; immune response; calcium-mediated signaling
Cellular component (GO): external side of plasma membrane; membrane
Molecular function (GO): chemokine (C-C motif) ligand 19 binding; C-C motif chemokine 19 receptor activity; chemokine (C-C motif) ligand 21 binding
Source: RefSeq, a predicted model, not a curated record
GUAAUCACUGUGUUGUUAGCAGUCCUGGCGAAACAUUCAAAGAGAAAGUCUUACACCAUGCAUGCGUUUACCGUUAUUUGUCCUUUGCUGCUGAUGUGGUCGUGCCACAUAAAGAAAAGCUGGUCCAAUGAGACUACUGAAAGCCAUUUGGGAGAAAACUUCACAUCAGAGUUUGAGUAUUCCACAGAGGCCGUGGAUUACAGCGAGCUUGAAUUAAUCUGCGAUAGAGGCUCCAACCGUUCCUUCCGUGCAUGGUUCCUUCCCACUAUCUACACGAUCAUCUGCCUCAUGGCCCUCGUGGGAAACUUUCUGGUCAUCCUAACCUACCUUUACUUCAAGAGGCUGAAGACGAUGACUGACGUCUACCUGCUCAAUCUAGCCAUGGCUGACCUGCUGUUUGCAAUUUCUCUCCCCUUCUGGGCAGCUAGUUUCAUGAGCAAGUGGCAUUUGGGUCUGUAUCCAUGCAAGGCCAUGUUCACCAUCUACAAGGUCAGCUUCUUCAGUGACAUGUUCCUUCUCACCUGCAUCAGCGUAGAUCGUUAUUUCUCCAUAACAAAGGCCGUCUCUGCUCAUCGCUGUCGCUCCAGUGCAGUCUUUUAUGGACAGGUGUCUUCUCUAGUAACGUGGGUGAUGGCAGUGAUCUUUUCAGUACCCGACAUGGUGUUCUCUGAAGUCAACAUCAAUGGAACUUGUACAGCAAAUGGCAACAACUAUGAAGCCUACCGCAUUAGGAUGCUGGUAAGUCAGAUGGUCCUGGGUUUUAUACUUCCAACGGUUGUCAUGGGGUUCUGUUACAUCUGUAUCAUCAAGACCCUUAUCCAAGCCAAGAACUUUGAGAGGAAUAAAGCCUUCAAGGUCAUCAUUGCAGUGGUAUCUGUCUUUGUGUUCAGUCAACUACCCUACAAUGUAGUCAUGGGAGUGACCACUCAGGACACAACGGAUUGCAACAAGGACAAGACUCGUCUUUACGCUUUGGAUGUGACCAGAGCCGUGGCCUUCUUGCGCUGCUGCAUAAACCCCUUCCUGUAUGCCUUCAUUGGGGUAAAGUUUCGCAAUGAUCUCCUGAAGCUACUGAAAGACUUGGGAUGUAUCAGAAAGAGCCACCUCAUGUACACCCACUGCGGUAAACGAAGAUCCUCUGUUGGCCUGGACACGGAAACCACAACAACGUUUUCCCCCUGAACGCUCCUAUCUGUUGAGGAACAGAUUCCAAAACAACAAAAAUGUCUUGCCAAUUUACUUCUGUUACAUAGUGGUAAAUCACUUCAUAGCUCCAUUCAGAGCAAACUGCCUGUGGAGGACUGUAUGUAGACAUAUACUGACAUACUACAAUUUCUGCUAUGCAGUGUUACUAGUGACUUACUGUACAAAAACUUCCUGCUUUGUAACAAUAAGCUUUUCACUUCUUGUUUUUCAUUGCUCUAGGAGAGAAAAAAUGUCAUUCACUCUUUGUUAUAUGAUAUAACCAUUUUGUGUUCAAUAUCUUGUUCUCAAUACCAAUAUAUGUCUAUACUGUA